AUGUGGAAGAACAUCAGUCGGGUGCACGCGGACGUGUACCGUCAACGGAAGGCGGAACGGUGUGAAAACUUGGCGCAGAUCACCCACUACCGGAAGUCGCCGCACUAUUACUCGGUGGAUUGCGCGCAGGCGCACAAGGGCCUGUUCGUCGGCAUACUGUUCUUGGUGCUCACCAUCAUCUCGCUCAUACUGUUCUUCGUGCUCAUUUCCCGCCCGGAGCUCAUCACGUUUGCCGUCAUGGAGGUGAAUGUCUGCGAGCUGUCGCUGUACGGCAUGACCACGCUGGCCACCAUUGUCGGCAUGAUGCAGGUCAGGCAGCUCAAGUUCGACGGACUGCGGAACCUCGAGCUGGACAACAUACUGCUGGUGGGCGCGCAGACGGGCACGUUCAUAUACAGUACGUUCACGAUAAUCAGCGGCCACUUCACCGAGGAGAACAACACGAUCCUGGUGCUGAUCACCGCGUCCGCGUCGCUGGUGCAGACGUUCUGCCAGACGGUGUUCAUACUGGACGCGUCCCGGCGGUCGUGCGUCACGCCCGACCAGAUACGCAAGAAGCCCGGCCGGGAGAUCGUCACGUUCCUGUUGGUCAGCAACCUGGCCAUGUGGGCCAUCAACACGCUGGAGAAGUCGCGGGCCGACUCGCAUCCCAUACAGCUGCACUUCUACGGCCUGUGGGCGUGGACCAUAAUCACGCACGUGUCCAUGCCACUGGCGAUAUUCUACAGGUUCCACUCGACCGUGUGCCUCUGUGAGAUCUGGAAACGGUCGUACAAGAUCAAACCGUCGUACAUGUGA
This is a messenger RNA of Macrosiphum euphorbiae (potato aphid), 798 nucleotides long. NCBI's taxonomy places the organism in Eukaryota, Metazoa, Arthropoda, Insecta, Hemiptera, Aphididae. The record is from the annotation of a GenBank genome assembly.